This is a messenger RNA of Egretta garzetta (little egret), 1293 nucleotides long. RefSeq names its product ICOS ligand. The record is from RefSeq and is a predicted model, not a curated record. NCBI's taxonomy places the organism in Eukaryota, Metazoa, Chordata, Aves, Pelecaniformes, Ardeidae. The coding region runs from base 1 to 945 and encodes 314 amino acids. The transcript is spliced from 7 exons.
AUGGGGCUUCAAGUGGAGGUAGAUUUUGCCUGUGGAUUUCUGUUACUGCUCCUUCAUAUCCUGAGAGCUGUUAUUGCACUGGAGGAGAAGAUCAUCAUCAGUAAACUCGGAGACAACGCUACACUGAGUUGCAUUUAUCGAGAAAGAGAAUUGCACUUAAAAAAUCUACGGGUAUAUUGGCAAAUAGCUGAUGAUCAAGAAGAGUGUUCAGUUGUACAUGCACUGAUCUCUGGUCAAGACAACGAAAGUGAACAGUGUAUUCACUUUAAAAACAGGACUCAGUUAUUCUGGGAUAGACUGGAAAAUGGCAACUUUUCUCUGCUACUACUAAAUGUCAGCCAGAGCGAUGAACAUACGUACCAGUGUGUAGUACUGCAGACAAAUGAAUAUACCAAAGUGAUUCACCAGGCACAAGUGGUUCUCAGUUUAGCAGCUAGUUAUAGCCAACCAGUACUCAUUGGACCGAUAAGAAACAGUAGCAGCACUGAAGAGGAGAUGACUUUCAGCUGCAGGUCCAGCAAUGGAUACCCAAAGCCCAAUGUUUACUGGAUAAAUAAAACAGACAACAGCCACCUGCCUCCAUCAGAGCUCAAGAUCACCUCUGACACUGAUGGCACUUACAACGUUUUUAGCACGCUGAAGGUUAAAGCCACUUCUAACAUGCAAAUAGAGUGCUCCGUAGAAAAUAAAAUACUGCGGGAAAACCUGUCAGCCAACUACACACAGCAGAAGCAAAGCAGUGGUUCUAGCACAGAAAGUCAGAAAAACCUGGAAAAAAGUGGACGAGGUGCUCAAGCGUCUGCCAUCGUUUCCAUUGUCAUUCUGAUAGGUGUUCUACUAGCUGUUUUAACCUGCUGGCUGUGGAGACGGAGGUCCUCUAGACUAGUGUCCUACACAGAUGUCCAACCAGAGGAAGACAAAGGAGGACUCAACUCACCUGUCUAAGUGGAAAGCCUGCCAACAAUUUGGGCAGCUAUGGAGAUGUGUCAAGAGAAGCAUCACCCCCCCUCUCUCAGUGGCAGCAUUGCUUGUAAUACAAGUGACAGAUUUCUGCAGAGAGAUGGCAAAAAAAAAAAGCUUCUCCAACACAAAAGACAGCAAAAUCCACUGGAUUUCUGUUCCAGCCACUGGCCGUGUCCACACAACGGUUGUGUCACCACACCGGCUAUCACUUUGGACAGUCCUCUGUGAUAGUCUGUCAAUGUUUUGAGCUCCUGCACUGGGGAAAGCCUGGGACUUAGCUACCCCAUGGCAGAGCGCUGAAAGCUGCCAAGUGCCCAGUCUCUCGUCAUC